AGAUACGAGAUACUCAGAUGUCGUGAGAUCGGUAUGCAGCGUACUGUUGAGCUAGUUCGAGCUGUCAUCAGUGCAACAGAAGCAUCGCUCGAAUUAUGGCUAACUACAUACAUCACCCUCUCACCAAAACAACACUGUCUUGAUAUUGAACAGCUCAGCGCUCCCGCCCUUCUCAAUUUCCUGAAAUCUGGAGAAGUGUGGGUCUAUGGCACCGAACGCAUGCAUCUGGUAUUGGAUAUUAGCUUGCGAGGAGAGCCAAUGGAUCUGUAUGACACGAAAGCUCUAGCCGCGGCCAUCGUGGAUGCGCCCGCUUGGUGUCAAUUGAAGCUCUCGCCUUCUUUACCAGUGGAAUACGGACAGAUCAGCAAUCAAAGUAUACACAUCAAUCUCGACCGAUCCCCCAAUGAUGUCGAAGAGCGGGCUAAAAAAUGUCAUCGUAUAACUGCCAAGGUCGUUCCUGACGGCAUUGCAACGCUUGCGCUGCACUCAAUUCGCUUCCAUCUGGUCAUACUAGAGAAUAUGAGCAAGGGUUCUGGACAGCGCCAGCAAAAACCCAAUCCUAAGAGCACCCCUACUUUGUUUCAGGGCAUGACUGAUGCCGAGCACGAGAACAACGAUCUUACACCCGUACUUUCCGAAGAGCUACUUGAUGUCAGGGAUGAUUCAAACGAAGAAAUAUUGUUCACGACGUCGAGCCCAGCACCAAUGCCUCGACCUCGCAAACGAAAACGAUCCGUGAGCCUUCCCGACGUGCAUGUAGAAGGUCUUGCAGAUAUGCCGUGUAACAUUAGACGCCAUGAUACAUAUGACACUCCGCUUUCAUUGUGUGAUACGCCGGAAAGAUCAGAAUCGCGACUACUUUCUCACAUGGUCGAUGCGGCUGUUCGUUUUUCAGCUUUCACUUCUUUGAAAGGUGCAACUGGUGGUUUAAAAGUCAAAGCAAAUGCUUUCCCAACGAGACUCGCCGAUAUUGCCCCGGUUGUGUGGCGACCUGGUUUCCUCUCUGCACUGUCGCAAAGAGCGUGUCUCGCGCCUACUCUGAACUCAUCCCUUAAUCGAAUCAUCUCAAAGGCAAAGACAUCGCACUUACAAGCUCCCAGUACCAAUUUCUACGUCAAUUUGCCUGCUGAUGAACCUCCAUAUGCAAUCAAGACGACGUACGCAGCAACAAAUGACAUUGACUCUCGAGAUUCGAAAUCCACUUGGAUUUACACUCACAAGACUUUGCUCUCGAGGCCCGCAUCAGGCUCCUUGCAACCAUUUUGUUCAGUGUUGCCAUCUGGAUGA
This is a messenger RNA of Periconia digitata, 1287 nucleotides long. The record is from the annotation of a GenBank genome assembly. NCBI's taxonomy places the organism in Eukaryota, Fungi, Ascomycota, Dothideomycetes, Pleosporales, Periconiaceae.